Molecule: messenger RNA, 1637 nt
Organism: Gossypium raimondii (Peruvian cotton)
Lineage: Eukaryota; Viridiplantae; Streptophyta; Magnoliopsida; Malvales; Malvaceae
Product: metal tolerance protein B
Exons: 3
Coding region: 267-1478 (403 amino acids)
Biological process (GO): zinc ion transmembrane transport
Cellular component (GO): vacuole; plasma membrane
Molecular function (GO): zinc ion transmembrane transporter activity
Source: RefSeq, a predicted model, not a curated record
UGUGAAAUGAUUGAAGUGUUAGCAGAGGCAUACUUCCAAAUUAGAAUUCUCACAAGAAAGAAGCUAAAAUUAUUUGUUGGAACUGUUGGAUUUUGUUUCACAGGUGACAGCACUUUGCUCACCAAAUUUCCAUUUCAAUCGCCUUCAAAACUAAAUUCUCCUCCAUUUUCUGCGGAACCCAAAAGUUCAUGGCAUAAGAAUUGUCUCCAUUCAGAUUCGGGCACCUGCUCUCUUUCCCCCUUCCUUCAGCUCUGGUUCUCUGGAGGAUGGAUCAUGAAAGGGCCCCCAUUUUGAGAUCUAAGGAUCAAAAGAAAAUUGAGAUGCCGUUGGCGUUGGUGUCUGAAGAAAGUAAUAUCAUUUUAAUUCCAGCAGAGUUGAAAUGCUUCUCUGUUUCUACUUCCAGGCAAGAAAACAUAACUUUGGAAUCAAAGGAACGACAGAAGUCGGCAUCCCAACUUUCUGGGCUUAUCAUUUUCUAUCUUGUGGUUAUGUUAGUAGAGAUUGUCGGUGGAAUGAAAGCCAAUAGCCUUGCGGUUUUGACAGAUGCGGCCCACUUGCUCACAGAUGUUGCCGGAUUCUCCAUAUCUCUUUUCACUGUCUGGGCUUCAGCAUGGAAGGCAACAUCAAAUCAUUCUUUUGGAUUCAGCCGUCUUGAGGUCUUGGGUGCUCUUAUAUCCGUGCAGCUUAUAUGGCUAGUAUCUGCACUCUUAAUUUAUGAAGCGCUCAACAGACUUCUCCAUGACAAGCAGAAGGUAGAUGGGGCACUCAUGUUUGCUAUUGCUGCAUUUGGAUUUUUUAUCAACUUGAUUAUAGUCCUUUGGCUGGGUCAUGAUCACAGUCACCAUGUUUUCGGAAACAAUCACCACCACCACCACCACCACCACCACCACGUACACUUGCAUGACCACCACCACCACCACGAACACCUGCAUGACCACCACCACCACCACGAACAUCAUGACCAUGAGGGUGGUAAACCAUGCGAUUUAACCGAGGAAGAUGAAACUAGUCUAGUAACAAGUACUCCGAAGACAAAGAUAUUGAACAUAAAUCUCCAAGGAGCUUACUUGCAUGUCAUGGCCGACCUAAUUCAAUCUGUUGGGGUGAUGAUUGCGGGAGCUGUUAUUUGGCUAAAACCAAAUUGGCUAAUCGUUGAUCUUCUCUGCACCCUCAUUUUCUCCACCUUUGCACUAAGUACCACCCUCCCCAUGCUUAGAGAUGUUUUCGAUAUAUUGAUGGGAAGGACGCCGAGAGACAUUAAUAUUGAUAUGGUGGAAGACGGUAUCAAGGGUAUCAAUGGGGUCGAAAGCGUUCACGACCUCCAUGUAUGGGCAAUAACUGUUGGGAAACUUGUAUUGUCCUGCCAUGUAGUCGCAAAGCCAGGGGUCGAGUCGAAAGAGAUGAUUAGCAAGAUCAGGGAUUACUGUGAAAGUACAUAUAAAAUUCAUCACAUAACCGUACAAAUCGAGCAGUUAUAGGAGAUUGUAAAUUUAAAUCAGUGAAUGACUUUGGAAAGAUCUGAUGUUAUGAGAUGAUGCUUCUAGGUUUAUGCUUAUCAACUAGAUUAUUUUCCCCAUUAGAAGCUCAAAUGGACCGAGAUGGUUAAUGCCUAUUUGUUACCAUCUUCCCGGUUGCAA